Acanthaster planci (crown-of-thorns starfish) is the source of this 4036-nucleotide messenger RNA. RefSeq names its product IgGFc-binding protein-like. The record is from RefSeq and is a predicted model, not a curated record. Lineage: Eukaryota; Metazoa; Echinodermata; Asteroidea; Valvatida; Acanthasteridae.
CGCAGGCCCAAAGCAGAGUGCCAACUGCGCUUGUUGGACAAUCCGUCCCUGCACUGCGUUGCGUGCUUAUGGAAUUUCGCAAUAAAAACUUGACGGUCACGAUUGGGAGUCAGGGCGGAGUUUCGGUAUGUUAUUCAACGAGCAGAUGGCAUGGACUAUCACUGUGACGGACAUGCAAUUAUAAACCGUCACGGUGUUAAUUCACUGAACGCAGAAAUAAGAGCCUCUAGUUUGCAUUUAGCCUUUACUCUACCAUUCACUGGCAUAUUCAAGGCAAGGAAAUAAAAAAGGGUGACCUCGUCUGCCGUCCUCGGCACAGGAGCACGGUGAAAACCAAAAUUCACAAUACAAGCGAGAACGCAUCAUUAGGCAAACUGUAAGACAGCCCAAUUGAACUCUUUUGCUGUGAAAUCCGAGGCCAGGCGAGUCUAACAUACGUCUGCACGCAACUGGAAGAGAGAGAAUCGUCAAUUCUGUAUCCAUCCUAAUUCCAACUUCACCCAUGUUUAGAAUGCAAGAUUGAUCAGUGAGACACAAGGAACGAUGGUACUGUUAAUCUUAACGCUGCUGUUCCUGGUGAGGGGAAACUCCAUUGGUGAUUGCAUGGCUGAAGUGCAAAAUAAUGUCGGCCAGAAGUUCAUCUUCGCCUAUGCUGAGAACUACCGGCCCAAUGCUGACCCUUCGGUUAUUGUUACCAACAUGUCUCCCCUGGACCAUGCUGUCGUCGCUAUCACCAUCACAACGCCUGUGCACGGUCUUAUCAAGACCGUUACACUGCAGGGUUGGGGCAACUCAGAGCAAGUCACCUUACCUAGGGAACUCGUCCCAGUCAGCCCUGAUUUUGACAUGGUCGCAAUCAUAGUCCAGGCCAACGAUUCUGUGACUGUCUACGCUAUCAACGAUGCUCACGAAUAUUCCAUGGAUGGUUUCACAGUCUUGCCAGUCAGUUCGUUAGGCACCGAGUACUUUGUGGCUUCCUAUACUCCACUCUUUCAGUCACAGAUCGUUAUCGUGGCCACUAAGGACAAUACCGAAGUGGAGGUUGAACUGUCGAAUACCGUCACAUACAAGAAUCGUGAGGUGGAGGGAGGCAACAUCAUCUUGAUCGACGCCAAGGGCUACGAUGCUACGCUACUGAGAGGCGGAACGGAUUUGACGGGAACAAGGGUCCGGUCCAAUCAUCCUAUUGCCGUGUUAUCGGGUAAUCGCUGCACACGUGUCCCUGUUGAUGUCGACUCCUUUGACCACCUCAUGGAGAUGCUGCCUCCGUUCAGCCAAUGGGGACGGCAGUUUGUCGUCAUGCCAUUUCUUGGUCGGUCCACGGGUGUAAUCUACCGAGUCAUCAGCGGCCGUGACAAUACGGAGAUCACUGUGAAUUCAAAGAUGAUGCGACUGCAGAAGGAACAGUACCUGGAGUUCGAAGUUGGUGUCGGCCAGAGUGACUUCGUUGAGUCAAACAACCCCGUUCAGGUUGUACAGUACGCUAAAGGACUUCAUGCUGACAAUGUCAUUGGAGAUCCUGCUAUGACCAUCGUUCCACCUAUGGAGCAGAGCAUCCAAACGGCUUGGUUGCCAACCUAUAACACGACCAAAGUCCUCCAGACGGUGCAAAACUACGUCAAUAUCUAUGCCCCGUGUACCGAAAUGUACUAUGGGAAUUUAACGAUGGAUGGCAUGGUCCUUCGUGACAUCGUACCGGCAGAUCGGAUCGUACGGAUAGACAGCUCUGCCUACUGCGGCGUGGGUUUGUAUCUCACCCACGGGGUGCACGACAUUGGCCCAGCAGCGCAGGGCAGGGAAAGCUUCGUCGCCAUUGCCUACGGUUUUGCUGAGCGGAACGCUUUCGCCUGGCCAGUGGGGCUGGGCACACGGGCCAUCACCUGUCUGUACCGGGGACAGGACGGCGUUCAAUUGGAACACGACUGCAGCAAAGCGCUCGUCAUUCAGCACAUUCCCUGCAAUGCAUCAGAGACUGUCGAUGUCGAUGAAUGUGUUAAUGUGGACUGCGUACCAAACGAAUACGUCAUCUACAUCUCGGCUGGAGUGGCCGUCGGCGCCAUCAUCCUGUCGAAACUCUUCAGCGUUUGUGUCAUCCAAAGAACAAAGACGCCCAAACAACUGGCUUUUGGACAAGCUGGUGUGGUAUCACCUCCACCUGACAUUGCCGUACACCAUGGGAGCGACGAAGACUUGGUCAUCGAGAAGGCCGCCACAGCCACAUCACUGCGUCCCCCUUCCCCUCAUGCUCCGCGGAGGUCAUUUAGGUCGGAGAGAGCAGAUCGAAUGCGGCGUUCCUCCCGGAGUCCUUCGCCUGCACCUAGCUCCUUCGCCUAGGUGCGCGCUGCCGCUUUCUUUUUUGUGUGGACCUCCUUCGGAUGACUUUCUGCGUGUAGGGGCUGGGAAAGUGUUGAUUUGCUGUCUGACAGACAUUUGAUUUUACUGGGAGAGAAUGUAUUUUACUGUCUUCUGAAGAUCUGUUGCCAAAGUGAGGCUUUAUGGUGUACUAUUUACAACACACAUUUCUGCCUCAAUUCCUAAGACGACGUAACUUCACGACGCGACGGCACGACAGCUCUCUUGCGUCGAGCCGUCGCGUCCCAUCGUUGCGUCGCACCGUCGCCUUCUUACCAUGAAUUUCGUACACGUACACACACGACGCGUCGUUCCAAGCCGUGGACAACAAUGCUCGUUUCUGGCACGACCUUACAUCAAAAUAAAAGAAUCAAACCAAAUCGAGGAAAAUGUACAACAUGUGUAAGUCAGGGAAACUGUGAUUUUGCACUCUCUCUGGUCUUCAGGGAUAGCUAUUAAAUGAGGAUUAACCUAUUCUGCCAGUGUGCCUAAGAGGCAUAUAGCAAUGCCCUAGGCCUAAAUAUAAAUCUCCUGUCAUGAAUUCAGUGGAAUUUGUCGGUUCAAGCUGAUUGAUCUUCUUACCUGGCAUUCCACGUUUCACAUUCAAACGCCAAGAUUUCUAUAAGGUGUUGUAUAUAUAAAAUGACAUGUAUAUGGUAAAAUUACGUAUGCACAUAUGCAUAUACUUGUAUUGGUCUUUACAUUAUGCAGUCCAAUAUUAUUUUUAUCCUGAAAUAAUGUGAAUUAGAUAAGGGUUUACAGUCUAGCUGCCACUGUAAUAUGCCACUCGAAUGUAAAUUGUAAUACUAUAUGUAAUCCUGCAAGGGCAAGACAAAAGAGAUAUUCGCCAUUUUUAUGUAUUCUUGGGUAUACCAAGAAAGCUAUCCUAUAACGAAAUGAUCCACUUUGUAAUUAUGCAAGAAACGCAUUCACAGGUCUAUGUAUAGUGCAAAAAUGUUUGCUAUUCAUGCUGCUACACAGUUUAACGUAUAUCUGGGUGGUUCACGGUUCCAUGGUUAUUAGGUAGAUAUGGAAAUCGUUUUCGGGAGAACAAUUCUAGUGUACAAUGAUUCGCUAAUGUAAACUGACAGACUGAAGUACCUACAUGUAAGCCCAGAUACGAUUCAAGAGCGUCGCGCAUCAAAGUCACUUUUUAAAUGGUUCUCCCACACAGGAGAUUUGCGCCAUGCAUGUGGUCAUUUUUCCUAAUAGAACAAAGACUUGGUGCCCCUUUCUUUAGCAAAGUAUCUGAGCCCUUGGCUGAUUAGAUCAAGGACAGUGUGUAUGAGUUUUGUUGGGCUGUUGUUGGUCUUAAAGAUCAUCACAUACUGCUUUAUACAUUUUUAAUUAAUCCUUGAAGUCUUCAGAUCAUGUCGGAAUUUGAAAAAAAAAGGAAGCAAAACUUGAAUAGACUUAUGUGCGUUGUAGAAUUGAUCCUUUCCUUAUGUAAUUUCUCCUUUAAAACUCCAACUUGCGUUUGUUUCAGUUUUCUUCCCAAAUCCAUCUUCAUAGACUUUCACUCCAAGUAAUUUCGACUAAAAGAAAAUUAUUAUAUUUUAUAAUUAUAUCAUUAUAUUUGUUCUGUUUUUCUUCUCAAAUCUCGAAUCUUUUAUGCUUUAAAACCACUUAACGGUGAAAAUGGAAUGAGUGGAAAGCAAUGGGAAAUAAAAUUCCAAAUCGGCCG